AUGGAGUCUACAACCACAAGAAGGCCUUAUUUUCUUGAAGAAAACAAUGGGCUUGCUUCUAUCUCAGACAUAGAACAUGGGUUCUCAUCGUCACCGUCGUCGUCGACGGAAGACAACCACCGUGGACAACACCUGAUUUCCAGACCUCUGUACUCGCCGAGAAAAGCAAGUCUUAGAAACCUUUCGUCUUUUUCCUCUCUUUCUUCUCCAAGAUCUGGGAGGUUUUUGCAUGGAAGAUUUGAAGAGCAACAGCCUCAUUUUUUGGAUGCUUGUUUUCUCUGCAAAAAACCACUUGGUCCUAACAGAGAUAUCUUCAUGUACAGAGGGGACACACCAUUCUGUAGUGAAGAGUGCAGAUCAGAGCAGAUCGACAUCGAUGACUCCAAAGAAAAAAACAAGAAUCUUUCUGCUUCAAUGAAAGCUUUGAGGAAGAAAGAAAAGAGUGAAACUUCCCCAACCAAAUCUUCCAAAAAAUACCCUUUUUAUUCUGGAGCAGUUGCUGCUGCUUAAUCAGUAAUUUCUACCUAAAACGAGGGGUAAAAAGGGAAAAUUUUGUCCAUUAUAUAAGUAUGUGAGG
Molecule: messenger RNA, 577 nt
Organism: Lactuca saligna
Lineage: Eukaryota; Viridiplantae; Streptophyta; Magnoliopsida; Asterales; Asteraceae
Source: the annotation of a GenBank genome assembly